AUGACGGAUGCUGCUUCCACUAUGAAUGUGCAUGCUCUCAUUGUAACAUACGGGUCCUACAGGGUAGUUUUGACUCAGUUGAAGACUGCAGGAACAGCAGCUAUCGUCGUGGUGUAUGUCAAUCAGAAACGUAUCUAUCCUGCCUACGAAAAUGCUGUCCUACGCCUCACAGGCACAGAUAUGGUGAUCACAUUGGAGAUACCCGAGAUCAACGCCAAAGUGGUCUAUAGGGCCUCCUCAUUCAGCAUUGACCUUCCUUAUUCCUCCUUUGGUGGAAACACUGAGGGACAGUGUGGGACCUGUGACAACUCCCAGAACAACGACUGUCGUUCUCCAAACGGCCAGGUGGAAAGCUGCUCACACACUGCGGGCCAAUGGCAUGUCCCAGACACCCUGCGUCACCCCCCGCCCCCAACGACUACCACCACCACUUCAGAACCACCUGUCUCGACAACAAAGCCUGCUUGCAAACCUGCCAUCUGUGAUAUCCUAACCAGCAGUGUUUUCGCACCAUGCCAUACAGUCAUACCCCCGGGACCAUUUGUGACAUCCUGUACAUCCGACAUUUGCAACAGUGGCAAUGCCACAGGCUGCACCAGCCUGGAGGCCUAUGCCACUCAGUGCUCUGAUGCAGGAGUCUGUAUCGACUGGAGGAAUGCAACCAAUGGCCAGUGUGAGCACAAGUGUCCAAAUAACAAGGUGUACAUGGCCUGUGGCGCCUCUGUAGCGCCUACAUGCAAUGACAGAUACAACCGAAAGUUCCAGGCAGACAGCGAGGCAUCCUCUAACAACACUAUGGAGGGCUGCUUCUGUCCUCAUGGCACCAUCUUAUUCAACACAGUCUAUGACACAUGCGUUGCCUCCUGCGGUUGCGUUGGACCCGAUGGACAACCCAAACAGCCUGGUGACACGUGGACAAGCGGCUGCAACACCUGUAUGUGUGACAAGGAUUCCAUGAGCAUCCAGUGUCAGCCUGUCCAAUGCCCAACAAUACAGAGUCCCAGCUGCAGCGAACCUGGCCAGCAGCUGGUCAACAAGACAGAUGUCUGCUGCACAACCCAGUCUUGUGAGUGCAACGUUAACCUGUGUCCCACUCCUGUCGCCUGCCCGCUGGGGUUCCAACUCGCUUUCACCAACGGCACCUGCUGCCAAUCCUACGAGUGUGCCUGGUUCCAAGAUACCAACGCCAGAAACACCAUCAGAACCCCAACUAGAGGCACCAACAACACCAGAACAACCAUCAGGACCCCAACUACAGGCACAAACAACACCAGAACAACCAUCAGGAGCCGGAGAAACAACAUCUGGACCUGUAACUGA
This is a messenger RNA of Anoplopoma fimbria (sablefish), 1320 nucleotides long. Its product is annotated as intestinal mucin-like protein. Lineage: Eukaryota; Metazoa; Chordata; Actinopteri; Perciformes; Anoplopomatidae. Gene Ontology annotation, molecular function: protein binding; peptidase inhibitor activity. The record is from RefSeq and is a predicted model, not a curated record. Gene Ontology annotation, cellular component: extracellular matrix.